AUGGGGCUUGCUCGGGAAGGGGACGUGUCGGACCUGGAGAUCAUCUCCCAGCAGGUGGAGGAGGAGAGGCAGCGCGUGGCUCCCGUGCAGCUGGUCAGCUUUGCCUACCGCGACCUGCCCCUGGCCGCCCUUGACCUCUCGCUCGCCGGCUCCCAGCUGCUCUCCAACAUGGACGAGGACGACCAGAGGGAGAGCUCCAACUGGCUGAGGCCGUGCUGUGGGGGUCGGGCAGCCGUGUGGCAGGUGGUGCUGCUCAGUGCCGGCCUCAACUGCUUCCUGGUGGCUUCCGUCGUUCUGGUCGUCAUUCUCCUCAUGCUCGAGCUGCUCAUCGACGCCAAGCUCCUCCAGUUUACCAGUGCGUUCCAGUUUGCCGGAGUCAUUCACUGGAUAAGUCUUGUCAUCCUUUCCAUCUUCUUCACAGAGACCGUUUUCCGGAUAGUCGUCCUUGGGAUUUGGGAUUACAUCGAGAACAAAGUGGAGGUAUUUGACGGCGCCGUAAUCGUCCUGUCCUUGGCACCGAUGGUGGCGUCGACGGUCGCGAACGGUCCCAGCAGCCCAUGGGACGCCAUCAGCCUGAUCAUCACCCUCCGCAUCUGGAAAGUCAAGCGCAUCAUCGAUGCUUACGUGCUGCCGGUCAAAGUGGAGCUGGAGAUGGUGGUCCAGCAAUACGAGAAGGCCAAGCAGGUUCGUGAGGACCAGCUGGAGCGUCUGACGCAGAUCUGCCAGGAGCAGGCGUUCGAGAUCAGGCAGCUGAGGGCCCACCUUGCCCAGCAGGACUUGGACCUUGCUGCCGAGAGGGAGGCAGCAAUGCAGAUCCACCAUGUGUGGGACAAGCAGACCAACAAGUUUCAAGUGGUGGAUGGAUCGACCGCGGGAGGGUCCGACGACGAGGGUCCCGAGAACAUCAUCGGCCCCCACCCACCGCCAAAAGCGGCCACAAGGGAUGACAUGAACAAUUACAUCAGCCAGUACUACAGCGAGCCAAGCAGCGAGGCGGCAGGUCCAGAAGGCGGGCACCAUGUCAUCACCACGGCUGCCAUCGAUGUCCACCUUCCCAGCUUGCUUCCCAACGCCUCUUCGGACCUGCUGAGCGUGGAGAUGGCAGCUCAGAUGGAGUGCAUGAGCAGCUCGCUGAGCGAUGCCUCGGGCAGUGCCUCCAGGUCCAUAGACAGCAGCACCACCCAAGCCCAGAGCAUCAGCAGCCCGACCCUCGGCUCCUCCACGGACUGCAGCACCACCAGGGAGAUCUCCUCCUCCGAGAGUUACGUGCUGGAGAGGCCCGAGGUUCAUCACCAGAACAACACGGAGGCAGACAGCACCGUGCGGCAACUGCUCUCCACCUUGUCGGAGGAUGCCUGCCUCACUCAGAAAGGACUGGACCCAGUCAAUCUCAAGCCCCCCAGUCUACCCGGGUCCCUCAACGCCAGCCCAGAGCUGGGACACAGGAUCAACCUGUGCAACAAGAAAAACCAAGAUCUCCUCCACGCCUACCCAACAAAGCCAGUCAUCCGGAUCGAAGGCAAUGACCUUGCACUGGAUGAGAAGUACAGGCUCCUCGAGUCCCUAGAACCAACGGCAAACAGACUACCCGAGUCGUAGUUCCCGCCCUGCUCAGAGCAAGGCUCUUGUUUCUCUGGACCUGCUCUUGUCAAAAGCCAAGGAUCAGCAAUGGGGAACUAUCUCCUCACUCAGUGACCCCAGGAAAGUGGAAGGCCAGGGAAAGCCUGGAUGUGGAGGAAUCGUCUUGCUCAAAUACCGAGUAGGCGCAAAACGUUACGAUGAAUCCACAAAUCCUUUUUUUUUUGUACGUACAUUUUUUUUUAUUUGUGAUAUCAGUGCUGAACGUCGGUGGAAGUGCUUGCUGGGAUGCGUUCAGCAGCAGUGAGCGAAAGAGAUUUUUUUUUUCUAAAUGGACACAAUGACCUCCCACAUCGAUGAAUGUAUCUAAAGUGAAACGAGUCCCACUACAUCCAUGUGCCUGUCCAGCUCACAUCUCCUGAUGGCAACACAAUGACAAGCACUUGACUUGCUUGGCCUCUUCUCUGCCACUUCAAAAGGGGUUCGUCCAGAAAACCUCUGGGGGAAAAAUAGCCCGUACAGGUCUCGCACAUGCUGAUCCCAAACCAGAUCCCAACUCUCCAAACCCAAGGAUUCACAAUUGGCCGCAGAGGGAUUUGACAGUGAAGGGAACAAAAGAAUGUGGAGGGAAGGAGAGAUUUUGGCAAAGGGAUAUUUUGGGCAUUGCCAGAAUGCUUUCAUUUGAAAUUUUCAAUCGUCCAUUCAAGAUAUUGGGUAUUGAGAAGGGGGGGCGGGGGAGGGAGGAGAAACUAAUUGCUUCUGUUUAAAGUGUUGAUUGCACACACAACGUAACUGUAAGAUAAAUCAUUCUCGAACUUCAAACACAACUGUGGAGCAAUCGAUGGUGGGAGGAUGAUGACAGCUGGUGACGCAAGUGAACUUUAUGUUAUUGGCUGCCAGGCAGUUUGGAACAUUUGUGUUAGUUUAUAUGCAUCACAGUGUUAGUUGCCUGAUGGCUACUGGCCACUGAAAUGCUUUAAAACCACUGUUCACAGCAGUGCCAAGAUGCGUUCAGUAGGUGGGAGAGAAUGUGUUGGUGUUAAUGGUUUUGCACACAAUCCAGUUUUGCCUUGGAGAGUUUUCUUCAACCAGGUAGAUAGGGGUGCGUCAUGCACCUGCUUCCAGUUAGCCCAUCGGCUGUCAAAUAUUUACCAUUUGGGUAUUUAGUCAUGAACUAGUAACGAGAAAGAAUAAAAAAUGCUCCCCACAAAAAUAUGUUUAACUAAGACCUCCCUGGUCUUUCCCCCAUGUACUGCUCUGUCUGAUGAUGGGGUUGGAAUACCAUGGAGAGAGACAUCAUGCAACCAUGGGUUAUGGUCAAGGGGUGGUCAACUUUCUCAUCUAGUAACCCAGAGGUUUAGACUCAUGUUCCAGAAAUGACUUCUACCACACAGCUGGGGAAGUUAAAUUCAAUUAAAUGAGCAUGGAUUUGAAAUAUAUAUUAGUAAUAAUGUCCAUGCUAUCAUUAAAAACCUGCCUGUCCUUUUGGAGAGUAGUUAGUCGAUUGACUCAAGCGGAACAAGAUUCAAGGUACAAUGUUGGCCUUUGCGUUAUACAGCAUGGCAAAUGGAGACCAUCUUCAUUUCCAUGCAAAA
Amblyraja radiata (thorny skate) is the source of this 3173-nucleotide messenger RNA. It is a transcript of the gene tmem266, whose product is annotated as transmembrane protein 266. The transcript has 10 exons. Gene Ontology annotation, biological process: transmembrane transport; monoatomic ion transport. Bases 1 to 1599 code for a protein of 532 amino acids. The record is from RefSeq and is a predicted model, not a curated record. Gene Ontology annotation, cellular component: plasma membrane; dendrite. Gene Ontology annotation, molecular function: monoatomic ion channel activity; voltage-gated channel activity. Lineage: Eukaryota; Metazoa; Chordata; Chondrichthyes; Rajiformes; Rajidae.